Molecule: messenger RNA, 441 nt
Organism: Phalaenopsis equestris
Lineage: Eukaryota; Viridiplantae; Streptophyta; Magnoliopsida; Asparagales; Orchidaceae
Exons: 2
Biological process (GO): SCF-dependent proteasomal ubiquitin-dependent protein catabolic process
Cellular component (GO): SCF ubiquitin ligase complex
Molecular function (GO): protein binding
Source: RefSeq, a predicted model, not a curated record
AUACCUGCUAAAUUCUCCUCUGAAUCAAAACGAAACCUAAACACAAACCCCAAAUCAGUGUGCAGGAAGUGGAAGAAAGCAGCUUCUGAUGAUGCCCUAUGGCUUCAGCUCUUCUUACUCAGAUGGGGAGCAGAUCUGGCAAACUUUUUCUCUCCUCACCAUUCCAAAUCAUGGCAGCAAGUUUAUGCGAUCCAACACCGAUGCGAUCGAUACGGCCUGGGAUUGAAGAUAAUAAAGGAAGGGGAUGACUGCUAUUUGAUUCAUCAGGGCGAGAUUCAGCGGCAUUUAGGGCAAUGGAAUGGAAAAAAGUCAAUCGAAGAUGAAGAAGCGUGCGGCUCUCAUAUAUCUGAUCGGAUACUUUUCUUCAUUGGUGAUUUAGAAGUUGCUUGCGCCGAGGCCAAUAAAGCUCGGGUGUGAGUUAUACAAAAAUUAUUCCUGACG